AUGGCGGAAGCUGCGAGCAAACCCGUGUUCUUCUUCGACAUCGACAAUUGCCUUUACUCCAAAAGCACACGCGUUGCCAACAUGAUGUCGGACCUCAUCGACAAGUACUUCCAGACCCAUUUGUCUCUUACCCAAGAAGAGGCCAACACCCUGCACAUGAAGUACUACAAGGACUACGGCCUUGCCAUCGAGGGUCUUGUCCGCCAUCACAAGGUCGACCCUCUCGAAUACAACAGCAAAGUAGACGAUGCCCUUCCCCUUGAAAAGGUCAUCAAGCCGAAUCCUCAGCUACGGAAAAUGCUGGAAGACAUCGAUCACAACAGGGUCCGCCUGUGGCUGUUCACUAACGCCUACAUCAACCACGGACAAAGGGUCGUGAAACUCCUUGGGAUCGAAGACCUGUUCGAGGGCAUCACCUAUUGCGACUACGGCGCCGAGAAGUUUGUGUGCAAGCCGCACGAGGCCAUGUUCCAGAAAGCCAUGGAAGAAGCAGGCGUCAAGAGAUCCGAAGAUUGUUACUUUGUUGACGACUCCGCCUCCAACGUACGCGCAGCUAAGGAGCUUGGAUGGACCGCCGUUCACUUUGUCGAAUCUACAGAGCCGGCACCGGCCCAACAGGCAUCGCAGUACCAGAUUCACCAUCUGGAGGAACUCCGGACCAUAUUUCCGCAGUUCUUCACCACGCCACCCAAUGAUCCGCCUUCGAAGUCGAUCCCUUAG
Diplodia corticola is the source of this 720-nucleotide messenger RNA. Its product is annotated as pyrimidine 5-nucleotidase. Lineage: Eukaryota; Fungi; Ascomycota; Dothideomycetes; Botryosphaeriales; Botryosphaeriaceae. Gene Ontology annotation, biological process: pyrimidine nucleobase metabolic process; nucleotide catabolic process. The transcript is spliced from 5 exons. The record is from RefSeq and is a predicted model, not a curated record. Bases 1 to 720 code for a protein of 239 amino acids. Gene Ontology annotation, molecular function: nucleotidase activity.